Musa acuminata subsp. malaccensis (wild Malaysian banana) is the source of this 1869-nucleotide messenger RNA. The record is from RefSeq and is a predicted model, not a curated record. Lineage: Eukaryota; Viridiplantae; Streptophyta; Magnoliopsida; Zingiberales; Musaceae.
AUGCGAGGUGCGGAUUUCACUUCUCUUUGGGAACUUCCGCCAAUAUUUCAACUCGUUGGAUUCCGUCUUAUCGGUUGUCUGUUCUUGGUUAUCAAUGCACGACACAGGCAUGCUUUUAGAUUGGAUGAGCUUGGGAUGGAGAUCAUGAGGAUCGCCUUCCCUGCGGCACUUGCGCUGAUGGCUGAUCCCGUUGCAUCUCUAAUCGAUACUGCCUUCAUUGGUCACAUUGGUCCAGUGGAGCUUGCAGCUGUAGGCGUGUCUAUUGCAGUGUUCAAUCAAGUAUCAAGAAUUGCUAUCUUUCCUAUUGUCAGUGUCACGACAUCCUUUGUUGCCGAGGAAGAUGCCACCAGCAAAUUAGCAAGUGGAGAUCCUGAAAGUGGAGAAUGCCAGGGGUCUUUUUCUGAGGAUAGUGAAAUGAAAGAAUUGAUGCCUUGCACUGAUCAUGAUGAACAUGAGUAUACCUCGCCUUUCUCAUCGAAGAAAUCUGCUACUAUGACUGAAGUUGAGAACCGCAAACGGAUCCCAUCAGCCUCUUCAGCGUUAUUAGUUGGUAGUGUACUUGGUGUUCUCGAAACACUAUUUCUGAAUUUUGGAGCAAAACCCAUUUUGAUCUUUAUGGGUGUGAAACAUGAUUCCCCUAUGUUGACACCAGCAUGUGAGUACUUAACAUUGCGAGCUCUUGGCGCCCCUGCUGUUCUAUUGUCUUUGGCUAUGCAAGGAGUUUUUCGUGGAAUCAGGGACACAGAAACUCCUCUUUAUGCCACUGUGGCUGGAGAUGCAGCCAAUAUAAUCUUGGAUCCAAUAUUCAUAUUCUUGUUUCGAUUAGGCGUUAGUGGUGCCGCGAUUGCUCAUGUUAUUUCUCAAUACUUAAUUGCAUUAAUGCUUUUGUGGAAAUUACUGAGACAAGUCGAUGUCUUGCCUCCCAGUAUCAAAAAUCUGCAGUUUGGUCGGUUCCUAAGAGAUGGUCUUCUAUUGCUUGUACGGGUUAUCGCUGUGACGUUCUGUGUGACACUAGCAGCAUCGAUGGCUGCACGGCAGGGAUCAGUCCCUAUGGCUGCAUUCCAGAUAUGUUUGCAGAUUUGGUUGGCGACUUCUCUUCUUGCUGAUGGCCUGGCGGUUGCUGGACAGGCAAUACUUGCGAGUGCAUUUGCCAGAAAGGAUCAUUCUGGGGCAACAUCUGCUGCUUCACGUGUUCUUCAAUGGGGUAUGGUUCUGGGGCUGUUGCUGUGCUUCAUACUCGGAAUUGGCUUACAGUUUGCAUCGAAAUUGUUCACCAAGGAUGCCAAAGUGCUACAACUUGUUCACGUUGGAAUCCCGUUUGUGGCGCUUACUCAACCGAUGAAUGCCUUAGCCUUUGUAUUCGACGGCAUCAACUAUGGAGCAUCAGAUUUUGCAUACGCUGCGUAUUCCAUGGUCCUGGUGGCAAUAGUCAGCAUUGUAUUUUUGAUCAUCCUAUCCUCUAGUCAUGGUUUCGUCGGUAUCUGGAUAGCUCUAACGAUCUACAUGAGUUUGCGGAUGUUGGCAGGUUUCUGGAGAAUAGGGACAGGUACAGGACCAUGGACCUUCCUUUGGAGUUGAUCAGGCUUUCAAUUCCUUUUUCUCUUGACAAAAGAGGGUGGAACACUGAUUCAACAAUUUAAGGUGCAAUGUUUUUGUUGAUCAAAGGGAAAUACUACUCGAAUGGAGCUCUCAUUACUCAAGUAGCAAUUCCUUUUGUUUACCUUACAUUGCACAUGGACUGACGUUGUGCCCCCCAAAAAAUUGUAGCUCAGAUCAAGAUAGCUUACUCUUUUUUGUAUAAUUAAUGAGUUGUAUUAUAGAUCUGUAAUGUACCAAAUAAUGAGACCUGAAAUUCCAGCUAUUUCACUA